This is a messenger RNA of Erigeron canadensis, 1220 nucleotides long. Its product is annotated as TMV resistance protein N-like. Gene Ontology annotation, biological process: defense response. The transcript is spliced from 2 exons. Lineage: Eukaryota; Viridiplantae; Streptophyta; Magnoliopsida; Asterales; Asteraceae. The coding region runs from base 180 to 1220 and encodes 346 amino acids. The record is from RefSeq and is a predicted model, not a curated record. Gene Ontology annotation, molecular function: ADP binding.
UUGGAGUAUGGAGACAGGCUCUAAAAGAGACAGCCAAUCUGUCUGGUUGGGAUUUGAGAAAUAUUGCUGAUGGACAUGAAGGUCAAGUGAUUAAAUUGAUUGUUGAAGAGGUUUCGCGUGAGUUAUGUUCAUUUAAUUCGAACAUCAUUGAUGAAAAGUUAGUAGGCAUAGAACAGAGGAUGCAGGAUCUCGAGCUGUUGUUAAAAAUUGGUUUGGAUGAUGUUCGCAUGAUAGGGAUCAAGGGGAUGGGAGGUGCUGGUAAGACAACUUUGGCCAGGGCCAUUUUUGAUAAAAUAUCCACUCAGUUUGAAGCUAGAAGCUUUGUUGAGAACGUCUCAAAAGCCUCCUUGUCAGGCUUGAACUCGCUGCAAAAUCAAGUUCUCGCCGAUGUAUCAAAAGAUCAAUGCAUAACCGUAAGUAGUGUUCAUGAUGGGAUAAACAUGAUGAAAUUGAGGUUGAGGGGUAAAAGGGUACUUGUUGUUCUAGAUGAUGUUGAUCAUAUAAGCCAUCUUGAGGCAUUAGCAGGUGAUAAUAGUUGGUUUAAACCUGGAAGUAGAAUUAUAAUUACAACAAGAGAUGAGCAAGUUUUGUUAUCACAUCGGGUGAGCUUGAUCCACUAUAUUCAUCUGUUAUCAGAUGAGGAAGCGACACGCCUCUUCAGUAGGUAUGCGUUUGGGAAAGAUAUCCCAGUUAGAGAGUAUGAAAAGGAAUCUCUCAAAGUUGUACGUUAUGCUAAUGGUCUUCCAUUAACAGUCAAAGUUUUGGGCUCGUUAUUGUGUGGUAAAGAGAAGCCUCAAUGGAUAGAUACACUAGCAGGACUCAAAACAAUUCCAUUGGAGGAAACUGUUAAAAAACUCGAAAUAAGCUAUGAAAGCUUGGAAGAUGAGCACAAGAAAAUAUUCCUAGAUGUUGCAUGCUUUCUGAAAAAUUGGAAAACAGAGGAUGCUAUAAGAAUGCUUGAUGGUUGUGGAUUUCAGAGAAAAUCUCUUAUUACCAUUACAGUCGUACAUAAAACUGAAUUUGAUUAUGACUUGCCUUAUGAAAGUCAGCGUUAUGAACAAAUAUGCAUGCAUGACCAUAUAGAAGAAAUGGGCAAGAAUAUUGUACGUCGUUCGCAUCCUGAUGACCCGUGUCGACAUAGCCGAUUGUGGGUUCAGGAUGAAAUCAAACACGUCUUGGCUCGUGACAUUGUAAGAAUUCAUCUUACUUCUAAUUCGUGA